Messenger RNA from Ictalurus furcatus (blue catfish), 2397 nucleotides. RefSeq lists its product as uncharacterized. The coding region runs from base 192 to 1058 and encodes 288 amino acids. The record is from RefSeq and is a predicted model, not a curated record. The transcript is spliced from 6 exons. Lineage: Eukaryota; Metazoa; Chordata; Actinopteri; Siluriformes; Ictaluridae.
CGUGGGUGUGUGGUCUGACAUCUGAGCGCGCGCGCAGUGGUAUUACUGAUCUCACAUCACCUGGCUCGCGUCAGAAGUGAUAAAGCCACACACGCACGAGGAUAUUUAUAGAGAUGAUGAUCAAAGAAGUGUAACAACGCAGAGAAGAUCAGAAAUUCAGCGACAAUAAAUCCAUCUGUUUGGUGUGAAUUAUGCAUGCGUUUGUGUGUGUGGUGUGGAGUGUUGCACUCCUGACAAACACACCGAGUCUCAAAGCUGAGUCCUCUGCAUCUGUUCCAGCCUCGACCACUUUGUCUCUAAAUGAAGCCAUUGACCUCUUUGUGACCUCAAAGAUCAUUGACCCAAAAGAAGCCAUUAGGAUGGACCUCUCUCGUCCCCCACCUGCACCACAACAUAUCAGAAGCCCUGGCACAGAUAGAGACAGACUACAAGGUGAAUCCACUACCUAUCUUCCUACUUUGACUCCCAUUUUGACCAUAAAUCAUCUGAACAUACAGACCACCGACACCAAAGAGCCCAUCACAGAAGUUACCAUCGGCACAGACGUUAUUCGGCCACCAGAAAGCAUCACUAGUCCUAAGUCAUCAACAGAUGCAACACAAGAUAUUACUUCAUCGAUCAUUCCACUGAGGAGCACCACCAUUACACCAGGAUCAUCCAUCCCUUCAUCUACCAAUCUCAGCGAAGAACAUCAAAACUCUUCUCAAUCCACCACCUCUGAGACGAUCCCAACAGUAUCUUUAGUUCCACCUUCUAUUCCAGCUUCUCCUCUAAAAGACUUGAUCACUGGAUCUGCUUCUUUAGGCAAAGACAACCAGGAUGGACCAUCAGAACUAGACGUGGGAGAUGAAGACUCAGACAAAGUGCCUUCUCCUUCUCCGUUGGAUCCUUUGCUUGCUGGCCUGAUCUCCAUCUUCAUCAUUAGCACCGCUCUGCUCUCCAUCAUGCUCUUCCUCAAAUUUCGCCAACAAAGCAGCCAUCCUGAAUUCCACAGACUGCAAGAUCUUCCCAUGGAUGAUCUCUUGGAGGAUACGCCGUUGUCAAGAUAUUCAUAUUAAAGUGGUUCCUGUGGUUCCUAAGACCAGACUGCUAAAAAUGCUUAUGGUGAGAUAUCAUAGGAACCAAACCAGCUAGAGUUGUUUGGGAUGAAAAUUAUUGGUGUUCUCAACGUUUUUACUCUUACAGUGACUGAUAUUAUAUGUAGGAUGUAAGACCGAACAAAAUGUCACUGGUAACUGAAUCACAAAUUCAUUUUCCUUUUUUAUUUAACUGACUCUGUAGUCCUGAAACUGGCUGUCAUUUAUAUAGUUUUUGCUAUGGCUAGGAGGAUGUCAUCUUGUUCUGUUCUUCUUGAUGCUUAAAAUGAAUCAGUUUUCCUGGAGUGAAACCUCUCAUAUAAUAAGGUAGUCAGUGCACUGCUGGAUCUGAUCCAUUUGUAUCAGGACCACAAGCACUACCAUGUCAGCUUCACUGCUGUCCCGAGAAUGAACCAAGUUCUCAGAAGUGGUUAGUAGCUCAGUGGUUAAGCUGUUGGACUACUAAUCAGAAGGUUGUGAGUUCAAAUCCUAACACCACUACACUGCCACUGCUGGAUCCUUGAGCCAGGCCCUUAACACUCAACUGCUCAGUUGUCUAACAAGAUGAAUGUAUGUUGCUCUGGAUAAGGGCGUCUGCCAAAUGCCGUAAACGUAAACAAACCACUACCCAAAUAAUAUCUUAUUUAUUGAUGGAUACAGUGAACGAGGGCUAGUAUUUUCGGCUACAACAAAUGGGAUACAGUCAGUAAUUGUAGACAUACAAUCCUACACUGCCAUAAUCAAAACACUAACUGAGGGAAUAUCUUUUGGAAGAAUGGCACGCCAUCCUUUCAAUAGCCAAUGAAUACCGUUAGAGAGACUUGUAGAAUCGAUCCCUAGCUGCUCGUGGUGGCCCGACACUUUACUAAAAUAUGUCUGUUAAAUAAUGUUGUUGGAGGAAAUCUGUAGAAAUUAUGAUCAUUUUGUUUGUUUGUUCUCUUCAGACCUGAACAAUAGAUUACUCUAAAGUCGGUAACUAGAACAUAUUGAUAGCAAAAGUGUUUUAUGUGCAAACAUGGGUUGGUGCAUAACUAGUAUUUUGUAAAUAAAAUUCAAUUAAUAUCAGAUGUAGCAGUGAAUUAUAUUUCUAGGGGUUUUUUUUUUCAAAUAUUUUUUUGUAAUGUAACAUCUUGUUUUUCUGCCCUGCUGUUCGUACCUAUUACUUUGUGCCAAAUAUAUUUAUUAUUAUUGUAUUAUUUUGUAUGGGUGAGUACUCUAAAGAAUCCCAGUAACACUUUAUGGUUGUGUGUAAAAGUUUACACCCCCAUAGUUUUUUUUUUUUUUUUUUUUUUUUUAAAUGGAAUAAAGGAAAAUGCACUUA